GACACGCCGCGCGUGCUGGAGGCAGCUAUGGCGGAUGGUCCGGUGGCGGAGCUGCUGCUGCGGCGGCUGCAGGCGGCCGAUGGCGGCCUGGACAGUGCGGAGCUGGCGGCCGAGCUGGGCGUGGAGCACCAAGCGGUGGUGGGCGCCGUGAAGAGCCUGCAGGCGCUGGGCGAGGUCAUCGAAGCUGAACUUCGCUCCACCAAGCGCUGGGAGCUUACUGCCGAGGGCGAGGAGAUCGCUCGCGAGGGCAGCCACGAGGCCCGAGUGUUUCGCAGCGUCCCUCCCGAGGGCCUGGCCCAGAGCGAGCUCAUGCGACUGCCCAGUGGCAAAGUGGGCUUCAGCAAGGCCAUGUCCAACAAGUGGAUCCGUGUGGACAAGAGUGUGGCCGACGGGCCCCGGGUGUUCCGAGUGGUGGACAGCAUGGAGGACGAGGUGCAGCGGCGGCUCCAGCUGGUCCGGGGCGGACAGGCCGAGAAGCUGGGCGAGAAGGAGAAGAGCGAGCUGAGGAAGAGGAAGCUGCUGACCGAAGUGACCCUAAAGACCUACUGGGUGAGCAAAGGCAGCGCCUUCAGCACCAGCAUCUCCAAGCAGGAGACGGAGCUGAGCCCAGAGAUGAUCUCCAGUGGCUCGUGGCGGGACCGGCCCUUCAAGUCCUAUAACUUCGCGGCCCGCGGUGUCCUCCCUGACAGCGGCCACCUGCACCCCCUGCUCAAGGUCCGCUCCCAGUUCCGCCAGAUCUUCCUGGAGAUGGGGUUCACCGAGAUGCCUACCGACAACUUCAUCGAGAGCUCCUUCUGGAACUUUGAUGCCCUCUUCCAGCCCCAGCAGCACCCAGCACGCGACCAGCACGACACCUUCUUCCUUCGAGAUCCAGCCGAGGCCCUGCAGCUCCCCAUGGACUACGUCCAGCGGGUCAAGCGGACGCACUCUCAGGGUGGCUACGGCUCACAGGGGUACAAGUACAACUGGAAGCUGGACGAGGCCCGGAAAAAUCUGCUGCGCACACACACCACGUCGGCCAGCGCGCGCGCCCUCUACCGCCUUGCCCAGAAGAAGCCCUUCACGCCAGCCAAGUACUUCUCCAUUGACCGUGUAUUCCGGAAUGAGACCCUGGAUGCCACGCACCUGGCUGAGUUCCACCAGAUCGAGGGCGUUGUGGCUGACCACGGCCUCACCCUGGGCCACCUCAUGGGUGUGCUUCGGGAGUUCUUCACCAAGCUGGGUAUCACUCAACUGCGCUUUAAGCCGGCCUACAACCCAUACACGGAGCCCAGCAUGGAGGUGUUCAGCUACCACCAAGGCCUGAAGAAGUGGGUGGAGGUCGGGAACUCCGGGAUCUUUCGCCCUGAGAUGCUUCUGCCCAUGGGGCUUCCUGAGAAUGUGUCAGUCAUUGCCUGGGGCCUCUCGCUGGAGCGCCCAACAAUGAUCAAAUACGGCAUCAACAACAUCCGGGAGCUGGUGGGCCACAAGGUGAACCUGCAGAUGGUAUACGACAGUCCCCUGUGCCGCCUGGAUGCUGAGCCAAGGCCCAGUCAGACACAGGUGGCUGCGUGACAUGGACCGCCCCAGGAGAGCCUCACCUCCACGCUCCCCGAGUCCCUGCUGCUGAGCUCCUCUGCAUCCCGCGCCUGUGACCCCCUCGUAUUUAUGAGGCCUCUGUGAGGCCAGCCCCCGCCUCCCCUUGGUGUCUGCUCUUGCCCACCAUCCCAGGACCAGGAUCCCAGGGGCAGACUAGUGGUGGCAGAUUCCUUCUGUCAUCCUGUGGGCUGUCCACUGAUGAGUAUGAGUCACAGGGAGCCCUGUGGACCAGCUGUUGUCUAAUAAAGUGGGCAGUUGCCC
This is a messenger RNA of Propithecus coquereli (Coquerel's sifaka), 1839 nucleotides long. RefSeq names its product phenylalanyl-tRNA synthetase, alpha subunit (gene FARSA). The coding region runs from base 28 to 1554 and encodes 508 amino acids. Gene Ontology annotation, cellular component: cytoplasm; phenylalanine-tRNA ligase complex; cytosol. The transcript has 13 exons. Gene Ontology annotation, biological process: phenylalanyl-tRNA aminoacylation. Gene Ontology annotation, molecular function: ATP binding; tRNA binding; phenylalanine-tRNA ligase activity. Lineage: Eukaryota; Metazoa; Chordata; Mammalia; Primates; Indriidae. The record is from RefSeq and is a predicted model, not a curated record.